This is a messenger RNA of Penicillium cosmopolitanum, 3153 nucleotides long. Its product is annotated as ankyrin repeat domain-containing protein. Gene Ontology annotation, molecular function: catalytic activity; protein binding. Bases 1 to 3153 code for a protein of 1050 amino acids. NCBI's taxonomy places the organism in Eukaryota, Fungi, Ascomycota, Eurotiomycetes, Eurotiales, Aspergillaceae. The transcript is spliced from 5 exons. The record is from RefSeq and is a predicted model, not a curated record. Gene Ontology annotation, biological process: nucleoside metabolic process.
AUGCCUAUACCAUCGGGUGGGUGUGCGCCCUUCCGAAAAAAACAAACCGCAGCCAGAGUCAUGCUAGAUGAAGAGCACGAAGCUCUUCCGAUCCCUCACAAUGACCAUAAUACAUAUGCCCUUGGCUCAAUAUGCGGCCACAACGUCGUCAUAGCCUGCCUCCCUAAUAUGGGAACCCACACUGCCGCGACCGUCGCGACCUCGAUGAUAAAUACGUUCCAAUCGAUAAGGUUUGGGCUUCUGGUAGGAGUUGGCGGCGGAAUUCCGUCGAAGGUCAGUCUAGGUGAUGUGGUUGUCAGCCAACCUAUUGCCGACUAUCACGGGGUGGUACAAUGGGAUAUGGGGAAGCUGGAAGAGGGUGGGCGUUUUGUCCAUACGGGCUCACUAAACAGACCUCCGAACGCACUAAUCAAUGCAUCGAAUCUGCUGAAAAGUAAGUAUGAGAUGUACGGAUCGAAGAUAAAUGAGUACCUCGAUGAUGUGGAAAGGAAAUUUCCGCGACUGGUGCCGAAAUAUACCAGGUGUGAGUGCUUGGAAGACCCAUUGUUCUGGCAGGCGAUCAUCAUAAUUGUCGCAUAUCUUCUUGGUCUGUGGGCUACUAGUCCUGUAAAUAAGGAGAGUGGGUAUUUACCAGAGAAGACAGAAGUGACAAGGACCCGAAGAGAAGUCAGGGUGCACCAUGGCCUGAUCGCGUCCGGAAAUAAAGUGGUCAAGGAUGCCAAGUCGCGAGACUCUCUCGAUAAGGUCUUUGGUGGUCACUUGCUAUGCUUAGAGAUGGAGGCAGCUGGGCUCAUGAAUGACUUCCCCUGUAUUGUUAUCCGAGGAAUUUGUGACUAUGCGGACUUGGAAGAAGAAGAUUCCUGGCAAGAAUACGCUGCAACCGUUGCCGCUGCAUAUGCAAAGGAACUUUUGGGAUGUGUGCAGCCAAGCGUUGUUGAUGCCGAGAAGGCCGUAUUAGAAAACGUGCAAGAACAGGUCGAUAGCGUGCAGCAAACGACAGUUGCCACAAAGGCUACUACCGAUUCCAUCAGAUCUGUCCUUCACAGUGAUAAGAUCAAGCGCUGGCUUUGUCCCCCUGAUCCGUCUACAAACGCCAACCGGGCGAGAACACUGCGCCACGAGGGGACAGGCACGUGGCUCUUCAAAAACUCCGUCUUCCAGUCGUGGCACUCGGGGUCACGUCGACAGUUAUGGCUGCACGGGCUCGCAGGAUGUGGAAAGACGGUUCUUAGUGCGAAUGUGCUUGAUCAUCUCGUGAAGGAAAACGACGGUCUUAUCCUUAGCUUCUUCUUUGACUUUAGCGACAUAACAAAGCAGACCUUAGAUGGCAUGCUACGAAUGGUAAUGACCAACCUACGACGAGGGGGGCUCUGGGCUAUUGUUUUCAAGAUGCUCGUAGCCCAGAGGAAGGUUUGUGUCAUUCUAGACGCAUUGGAUGAAUCGAAAACAAGGGGUGAUGUUCUCGAGUGGAUCAAAGAUAUAGUAUCUAGGCCAGAGUUGAUUCAUGUCCAGCUACUUUUUACCAGUCGACCCGAAUCUGAGUUUAUACGCCAUAUUCCCUUUUUAAUAGGGGAGGAGAAUUGCCUAUCACUUGAUAAGCAGGCUAUUAACUCCGACAUCCAAUUGUGGGUUACAACACAACUUUUCCAACGACGUGAUUUUACAGAGAAAGCAUUAUCCCCAAAUCUCCUCGAAGAGAUCCGGAGAAAGGUUGGCGACGGGGCCGACGGGAUGUUUAGAUGGGCGUCCUGUCAACUGGAUAGUCUGGGUCGGUGUCGUCACGAGGCAGCUAUAGAGGAGGCUCUCGAAUCUUUGCCUCGGAAUCUUAAUGAGACCUACGAGCGCAUGGUUAAAAGCAUACCUACUGAGCUAGAAAGUGACGCGAUACGCCUCCUACAAUUCCUAGUACAUUCCAAGCGACCUCUCAAGGUAGCCGAGGCUAAAGAGGUUAUAGCGACGCAGAUUGAAAACGAGUCGCAAGGGUUUAAUAUCAAGCGGCGGUUGUUUUGCGAGACUGAUAUUUUGGAUUACUGUCCCGGUUUGAUAGUCGUUCACGCCACCGAUAAAGAGCUACAUCUUGCCCACUUUUCCGUGAAAGAGUUCCUUCUCGGGGAAGAUCAUUUCAGGAUCAGGACUGCUAGUAUUUCUAUCGUGAGGACAUGCUUAAUCUACCUCGCAGAGAUCAAUAGUACCUACAGAGAGGUAAAACGGGAUUUUCCGAUGGCGAGAUAUGCCGCGGAAAUCUGGACAGGGUUUGCUGCCUUAGCCCCUGCUUCUGAAGAAAUAGUACGAGAGAUAGUCAGCUUCCUCGAAAAGGAAGCGACAUUCCAGCGAUGGGCUCGUUUAUAUCAGGCUGAUAGGAGUUGGGACAAUGAGCCUGGCCCUCCGAGGGGUUCAAGGCUUUACUAUGCUUGCAUGAGUGGGCUCGUAGUGCCUACACGAGUUCUUAUUUGUAAGGGAGCGGAUGUUAAUGCACAGGGCGGCCGUUACGGCAACGCUCUCCAGGCUGCCUCGUUAGAAGGGCAUCAAGAGAUCGCCGAACUACUCUUGGACAAGGGAGCGGAUGUCAACGCACAGGGUGGUGAGUUCGGCAACGCUCUCCAGGCUGCCUCGUUAGAAGGGCAUCAAGAGAUUGUCAAACUGCUCUUGGAUAAGGGAGCCGACGUCAACGCUCCGAGCGGCCACUACGGCAACGCUCUGUAUGCCGCCUUAGAGAGAGGCUAUCAAGAAAUAAUCAUAUUACUUCUGGAUACAGGUGUGGACAUCAACGCGCACAGUGGUCGCUAUGGCAAUGUUCUGUAUGCCGCUCUAGAAAAAGGCUGUCAAGAGACUGUCAAACUACUCUUGGACAAGGGAGCAGACGUCAACGCGCCGGGCGGUCACUACGGCAACGCUCUCCAAGCGGCCUCAUUAGAAGGCCAUCAACAGAUUGUCAAACUGCUCUUGGAUAAGGGAGCAGAUGUUAACGCGCAGGGUGGCCGCUACGGUAACGCUCUCCAGAUCGCCUCUCAGAGAGGCCAUCAAGAGAUUGUCAAAAUUCUCCAAAGAAGAGGCGCUGAGAUAUCGUUUUCAAAGCAGUCCCCCUCUAAUACUUCAAGCCCGGUGGAGAAAUAUCGUCCCAUAGACUCAGAGCCUUUUAAUAAAACUCAAUAA